This is a messenger RNA of Mytilus californianus (California mussel), 3639 nucleotides long. RefSeq names its product uracil-DNA glycosylase-like. Gene Ontology annotation, cellular component: mitochondrion; nucleus. Lineage: Eukaryota; Metazoa; Mollusca; Bivalvia; Mytilida; Mytilidae. The coding region runs from base 106 to 1170 and encodes 354 amino acids. Gene Ontology annotation, molecular function: uracil DNA N-glycosylase activity. The transcript has 6 exons. Gene Ontology annotation, biological process: base-excision repair, AP site formation via deaminated base removal; base-excision repair. The record is from RefSeq and is a predicted model, not a curated record.
UGCUCGGCACUUCCGCUUUAGUUGUUUCUUCAUAAGCAGUAUGGGUCUUUUAUAUGUACCUGUGAAAGAAGACGAGCUUGACAUAUUGUAUAGAUACAUGUCUAUAUGAAAACUAACAUGCCACCAAAGAGAAAAGCUGCUUCAACUUCUGAAGAUUCAUCACCAACUAAAAAGGCAAAGGUUACCAAGACAACAACUGCUCAGAGGAAGAAAUCAACAAGCCAAAAACCGAAGCAAAAUAAAAAGACAAACAAAACUAAACCAAUAGAAAAGAAGGCACAAUCUAAAUCUAAAGAAAUUAAGGCAACCUCCAAAGCAAUGGAAACUAAGGCAAAUUCCAUACCCAAAGUAUCGAAGGGAAAAUCCAAACCAAUAGAAAAAAAGGCAAAAUCCAAAGGAAAGGACAGAAAGACAUCUGGAAAUACUGUUACAAAUGCAAACUCCUCAGCUAAUAGUAAAACUGCAGCUAAAAAUUCAGACUUGAACUUGGUUUCGUAUAUUAAAGAUGCUGGGUGGGCAUCUGCAUUGAAAGAAGAAUUUCAGAAGGAUUAUUUUAAUGAUUUAGAAGUUCUGUUACAGAGUGACUAUAAAAAAGGUGUACAAGUUUUCCCACCAAAAGAUUUGAUAUUUAAUGCUUUUAACAAGACACCACUUGACAAGGUGAAAGUUGUGAUAUUAGGACAAGAUCCUUACCAUGACGAUGGGCAGGCUAUGGGUAUGUCUUUCUCUGUACCAGAUGGAAUACGUCUUCCUCCUUCUCUGAAGAACAUCUACAAAGAGUUGGUAAAUGAUCAAAAUAUAAAGAACUUUAAUGUAGAACCCAACACAGGAUGUCUAGAGAAGUGGGCAGAAAGAGGGGUGUUGUUGAUUAAUGCUACCCUCACAGUAGAAGCUCACAAACCAAAUUCUCAUGCCAAGUAUGGAUGGCAAACCUUUACAGAUAAUGUCAUCAGAAUCAUCAGCAGUAAAUGUUCAGGUGUAGUUUUUGUGCUCUGGGGAAACUUUGCUCACAAGAAGGAGAAACUGAUUGAUUCAUCUAUACAUUCUGUAAUAAAAACAGCUCAUCCUUCACCGCUCUCAUUCAAUAAAUGGCUGGGCUGUAAAUGUUUUUCUAAUGUAAAUGCACAACUGAAGAAAUGGAAUAAAGAAGAAAUAAAUUGGACACUGUAAUUUUAUAAUAUUAAUUUGAGGGAUAUUUUAUUUAAGAAUUUUGUAAUUUAUUUGUUAGAUAUAAGAGACAUCAAAACAUAUAAAGUCUAUUUAUUUAUGCAAUGUGAUGGAUUGAUGUGAGAUUGCCAUUACCUUUGACCUUAGAGGUCUAUUAAUUUAGUAGUUCGUAACAUACUGUAACAUUUACAAUUGUUAUCAUAUUAGAUAUUUUUUUCCUGUUAAUUAAGCUUACUUAGUUUUUUUUAUCUAUUAUUCAGAUUCUUUUUCAAUAAGAUUAUGAAGGUAUUGAUUAUCCAUAUUAAUAUCAUUUACAUUUGCUUACGAACUAAAAAAUUGGAUCUUAUAUUGAAUAUGCAAAAUGAUGGAGGUUAUUCACUUUGAAUGAUUAAAAAAUCAUAUUUUGUUUAAGAUUAUAUCUCCAAAAAUAUUUUGAAUAGAAAACAUUGAUUAUUCUGUCCAACACUUUUAAACAAAAACAAUAAUAGAUUUGUUUUACUAAAUUGCAAAAAUAUAUGGUGUUUUUUCUUGUUGAAUGAUUUUUAUAGUAAAAAUUAUUUGAAGGUUUUUGUCCUUCGAUUGCAUUAACUUUGCAAUUUUUGGUACUGAACUCGUGUAUAGAAUUGCAAAUUAUUUUCAUAGAAAGUGUUUUUCUCUCAAAGUUUACAAAAGUUUGUGUUUACAGUCAUAUAUUGCAAACCUUAACUUUCAAUCUAGCCAUUUACCAAUGAAAAGAAGAUCAUUAGUUUACUGAUUUUUUGGGGUGAUAUUUAAUAGUACAAGAACCAGUUCCUGUGGUUUGUUUUAUCCAUUAAGUGAUAAAACAGAUCUUUGUUUUUAUAUCACAUUUUGUAUUGUAAAGUAAGAAGAAGAAAACUGUUUAACAUGUACAAAACACACUAGUUCAUGAAUUUUGAAGAUAUAAAUCUGACAUUUAAAGGAAUGAAUAUGUGACUUCAAAUCCCUUUAAAAUAUACAAUAUGCACUGUAUAGUAUAGAAUUGUUAAGUUUAACUUAAGGUUAUAUACUUACUAUAACUCUUUGGUAAACAAUUAAAUUUUGUAGUAACCUUAGAAAAAUAAUUUUACUUUUUUGACAUCAAGAACUUAUAAAGAAGAUAUGUUAUAUGUCAUUCCUGCAUGCCUAGUUUCUUAGAAUGCAGUCAGAAAUAGAUUUGUUAAUAUUUUGUCUAUUUGGAAAUAAACAAAAGUGAAUCAUCACACCGGAUAAUCCCAGUCUGAAAUACCCAGAGGGAUCUGAAUCCUGAUUAGCAAUUAUUUUUUGUUUAGUGCAAUUCGUAAGUAAAAUCUGAAUCCAAUUCCCACAAAGGAUUAUGCUCCGUGGGAAUCGUAUCCAGAUAUAACUUACCUAGCAUUUGUUUUUUUUCAUAGUGUGUUCUGUAUAGUCCUUUUUAUCAUCAAAGGAAGGUAUCUUAGAUUAUGAAUUGAACAAAACAAAGUAGGAAAGCUGACAGCCAUAUAAGUACAGUCACCUUUAGAAAUGUGAAAUUCAUAUUUUUCAAAGCAAACUUUGAAUUCAGUGAAGGCUUUUUGCAUUAAUUCUUGGUGAAUUCACACAUGGAUUUCAAUAUUUAGUAAGUGUUUUAUUGAACAUUUGUGGAGUUAUAUCCAUUUAGAAAAAUUUGACCCUCAAAAUAUGAAUAACAUUAGAUUUUAAAUUUGUACGCUCUUUUGUGGUCUCGUGUAAUAGACCACUUUUGAUUUCGUUGCAUUUUCGUCAAAAACUUUUUUUUUAGUGAACAUCAGUCGUGCAUUUAGGGGCAUUGUUACUUCCUUCCCAUGUUCAGCAAGUGGUUGAAAAAAUAUGAUGCUAUAUUGCAAGAAUUAUUCAGCAAAUUAAGUUCUUAUAAUUGAUAAUCAGCACUGCUGUCAUUAGGGAAUUGUGAUUAAGUACCUACGGAACAAACAUUACUUCUAGCUUAUCCUGCAUUAUGAGGAUCACAAAGAUGCUUAAUGAAGUUUAAUAGUGCAGGGAUACAGGCGAUCCCCUCUAUCUGGUAAAUGAUGUCAUAAAGGCAUGCACAAUUGACAAACUUUUCCGGUGAAGGACAUAACUCAAAAGUGGUCUAUUGCUCCUCAGGAGUGGGGACCCUCCCCAGAAUUAGGAUCAGGAUAACCAGUGUGAUCAUGUGACUUCUUAAGAAUGAAAGAUGAAACAUUGUGACUGAUACUAGUAUAUUAAAUUAACUGUGUAUAUAGCAGUUUUCAAGUUAACAUACUUUUAUGUCAUCAUGCAUACACAUUUUGUUAUAAGAAUGUUUUAUUGUGGUUUUUUCUUAACUUUUUAUAAUACUGUUUUAUUUUCAUUGAUUUCUGGUUAAGUUAUCUCUGUUUAAGAGAUUUGUUUUAUUUUAUUGAUUAUAUUGGUAAAUUUUACACACAAUCAUAUUUUAGAAACAUUUACAGCAUAAUUUAAUUUGUGAUAGACAUUAAAGUGAUGGUAUAUACAUUG